AUGACUGGUCGGCAAGCCAAUGGAGCAAGCGGAAGCGCCUCCGUUGGUAAACGGAGAGGUCGGCCGCCAAAAACAGCCACCAUGGAUAGACCGAAAAAGUUUCAGUAUCAUCUAAUGAAAAAACCUAAAUAUUUAUGCAAGGAUGCACAGGAUGGCGGCUGUACUCCUUCUACUUCCCGUGCCUCUUCUCCACACGGAAGUGAAGAAAGCCGACCUUCUUCGCGACGGACACCGGCAGCUAAGAGCACCAGAGGUAGAAAAUCUACUACUCGUGGUCGUCCGAGCGGCCGGGGACGAGGUGGACAUCAUAAUUCGUCUACUAGGAAAGCCUAUUCAUACCACGAGUCAGAAUAUCAUUAUGGGUCCGACUUCGGAGACGACAGUGACAAAAGCGAUCUCGAUGAUGAUUACUUGCGCUCACCCAGUGAUUCGGACGAAAGCCUUGUUCAUGAUACGGACAGUGAUUUCUCAAUGACCAGUUCGAGUGGAGGUCCUGGAAUCAACGGAGCAAUUUGUUUAAAAGAUCCGAGUCCAGAUCCGAUCUGGUUACAGGACCGCGAAGUAACACUGCUGGAACUUCCGGAAUCCUCAAAAGAUCUUCUAGUGCCUACGAACAUUGUGCUCAAGUGCACGUCUAUAUACGAAAUUAUCCGGAGGUUUCGUCAUCAAGUUCGAUUAUCGCCGUUUCGUUUCGAAGACUUUUGCGCGGCCAUUUGGAGCGACGAGCAGAGCGCUUUGCUCACUGAACUACACAUUAUGCUAUUAAAAGCAAUAUUGCGCGAAGAAGAUUCUCAACAGACACAUUUCGGUCCACUUGAUCAGAAGGACAGCGUUAACAUAGCACUGUAUCUGAUCGAUUCCAUUACUUGGCCGGAAGUAUUGCGAAGCUACAUAGAAAGCGAUCCAGCUUUGGAUCAAGGUGUAUUAAGGAUUUUAACUUCAACAGAGUACCCGUAUGUUCCGGCAGAUGAUCGCUUAUAUGUAUUACAAUUUUUAACUGAUCAGUUCCUUGUAACAUCACAAGUACGGGAUGAUGUAAUGCAGGAAGCGAUACGCUACGAUGACCAUUGUCGAGUGUGCCAUCGGGUAGGAGAGCUGUUGUGCUGUGAAACAUGUCCUGCAGUGUUCCAUCUGGAUUGCGUCGAACCACCGUUAGAAGACGUGCCAAAGGAAGACUGGCAAUGCAAUCUGUGCAAAUCGCAUAAAGUAUCUGGCGUGAUGGACUGUAUCUCGACACAGGAAAAACAAGGCAUGUUGUCACGUCAAGAAAUGCUAGGAUACGAUCGACAUGGGCGCAAAUAUUGGUUCGUAGUACGACGACUCUUCGUCGAGAAUGAGGACGCAUCUCAGGUGUGGUACUUCAGUACGGUGAAACAAUUUGAGCUACUGUUAUCGAAACUCGAUGCUGAAGAAUAUGAGGCUGAGUUAUACUACGAAUUAAAUCAGAAAUAUCGUGACGACAUCGUGCGACAAAUGACGCUUACUGAAACAUUAACAAAUCAACACAAAGCGGGAAAAAAAUCUUACAUCGACGUAGACAAUCAACGCAUUGAGAAGUUGCUGCUUGGUCAUUUUGAUGAGCAUGACAAAGAAAGUCUGCCGUCACACGUUGAAGGUGAAGAUGAUGAAAGAGAUCAAGAGCAGGAUAGGAAGAGGCUGUCCGGUGAGAACGGAGGUGAAGAAGGCACUAAUAAGGAAAAGCAACAGGCAGAUGAAACAAUUCUCAAGGACGACGAUGAUCAAAACGUUACAGGAGGACAGCAUCUUAAUGGUGGUGGUAGUAAACACGUUACUCGAUCCAAAACAGGUUCACUUACCCCAAGGACUUUUAAUUUGGAUGAAUUAAAAAAGAAAAGUUCAAAAGAUGAAGCUUCAAGUUCCGGGACGGCAAGCUCAACAUCGGACGGGAUCGAUCGGUUAACUCGUCAGAAAGUAACACAAUUGUCUAACGGAACGCUCUUCUUCAAGUUGGGGAUGGAGAAUGGAUAUAAAAAUUAUGUCAAUCAGUACGCCGUCCAUCCUAUAGCACUGAACAAACCACAGCGCAAUGAGGAACGCGACAAAAAACGACAUUUAUCGCAUAAAUUCUCACUGACGACAGUUUCGGAAUUCAAAUGGCUGGGAGGUGGAUUAUACGCGAGUCAGCAGCAAAUUAUUACUACCAUUCGGCAAACUUUACUUGCACUAGAACAAGCGCUUUCGACUCCGUUCAUGCAUCACAACUGGGGUAGGCUACGGAAAGUGUGGAUCAAUGCGAUCGGCGUAUGCACACGCCCGGCAGAGUUUGCACGAGCUAUGUGCAUUUUACAAUCUUGCUUGAGAGGAGUCGUGUUUGCCAGCGUAUGGCAUGAGCAACUUGGCCACACAAAAAUGUAUCGCAUAACAUUGGCUGAACGAGAAGAAAAGAAGAAACUAGAGAAACGAGAGAAACGUGAGCGUGAUGAUGAAGAAGAACGAAAUCGAACGGCAGUUAACUUUGUGAAGUAUUCGCUUGGUUUAAAGCACCAAGUUUGGAAGCAGAAAGGAGAAGAAUAUCGAAUCCACGGACAAUGGGAUUGGAUAUGGAUGGGUAACGGGCGGCGAAAGAAAAUGGUUCCCGGGCGAAUGCUGAAUGAGGCUGCGUAUAUUGUGCUUCCCGUGGUAGUACCCGAAACGGGGGAACAAAAAUUACAAAAACUAGAGUUCCGUUCAUAUGAGGCAUAUCUUCGCUGUGAAGGCAAAGAAAAGGAGCAAAGACAUCUAUCACCGGCGGUUGAUUUUUUAACUGAUAUUGACUCUUUGAACGAAAAGUUACUGCAGAAGUUGAAUCUUAUCAAAACAUUCAAGGUUCCGCAAGAGUAUAGUGCAGAGAUUGAUGUCUCACGUGCAUUGGCUACGCCACAGGGUCGUUUACUGUACCCAAAGGUGGGUAGAAAAUGUCCUUUGUUAGAUGGGUUGCUACAACGACGCACUAACUUGCGAGAGGCCGAAGAACAACGCAUUAAGCUAACCAAAGAGCGGCAGGACGAGGGUUUAGGCGAUGAACCAUCCGUGGUUUCUAAAUCGGAAACUUCGAGCAAUACCACAAUUAUAACAGUGCGAGUGCUUCCAGCCAGCGAAUGCAUUGAGAAACAGCUACAUCGAAUCGUCAACAGUCGUGGCACGGGAACGCAAGUUGGUAGCUCCAACACAAAACCCCAUUUGACUGCGUACCAGCAGCAUCUACGUAAUCGUCAGUAUAGCGAAAAGUUGCAAAAUCUGGCUAGUCAGGUGCAAGAAUUGCGUGUAAAAUAUUAUUAUGUAAAUCGUAUGUCAACGCAGUCUAGAUGUUAUUCGGCUGAGUGCAGAACAACCAGUGAUACAAACUUUUCCUCAUUCCCUUUAAAAGAAUGUUUUUCUCCGUUGUGUCGCCAGAAAAUUGCCUUGAAAGCAAAACUGUUCAGUAUGCUUAAGCAGCUGCAGGUGUUGGAGAUUCAGCAUAGUAGUACCUUGCCAUCCAACACGGCGGGAGCAACAGCGGCAACAACAACGCCUUCAAAGUCCAUUUUGGAGCAGAAACUAACGGAAGUAAAAAAGGAAAGUUUUGAUAACUUGCUUACUAAUUUCUCAGUUAAUGUAUUCAAAUCAUUAAAUGAAGACUUGGAGCGUUCGAAGCGUACAAUGGUAGACUUCAAUGAGGAGCUGCUUAACAGGCUUACAGCCAACGUUACCACAAAACAAACGGAUUCUCUUGAUGGUGCAAUAAAAGUGGAGCCUAACCCUUUAUCUUCAGCGUCCAUGAUGGAAUGUGAAGAUGUAGUUAAAGAAGAAGUUGUCUGUAGCACUGAAGUUAAUGCCGGUGAUAGCAGUUGCGCUUUACUCGAUGAAACCACGACGACAACAGUAGCUGAUACUAAACCGAUGGAUGUUGAUGAUGGCGAGACGUCUGCAAGCGUACCGGUAAAUGAGAAUUCUAAUUCGUUUUCUUCGGAUGUUUCGAAUGGGGACAACAGUACACGCGUUACUCGCGGUCGUGGACGAUCGAGGACAGCUGUAAAAUCAAACGAAAAUACGGUGGUGUGUGAAAAUAAAGAUAUCGUCGACACAGGAUGUAUCAAACCGAAGCAGGAAGAAGAACAAGAGAAGAAACUCCAUCUUAUGAUCCCGAUGAAACCCAAUCGGCGAUUUGCAUUACCUUCUAGAAGCAUAAAGAAAGAGGACGCAGAAGAAAAAGAAGCUGCUCCAGACGGUAGCAUGCGUGUCUAUUCUGUCAACAACACGAGAGGAAAAAUUUAUCUUAAGAAAACGCUUCCUCCAGCGGUAAUGGUAGCGAGUGGAUCCGUCGAAGGAAAACCAAAAACCGAGACAAGGAUACCUGUUUUGGGCAAUGGAAAGCCUCGAUAUCCUGUUGUCAAUUAUUUCCGCACUAAAAAAGUUGGUGUAUCGUCUAUAAUGGUCUUGCCUCGCGGAGAAUUGUUAAAACUAGCAAAGCAUGGUGGUCGGUUGCAAGUGGCCGGUUUCCAUCACUUGGCAAAAACAAAUUCAUCCGUUUGGCCGUACCCAUGUUCUAGACCGUUGUUUAAGACUUGUUGGCUGUAUCGAAGUGUUAACCUUUCGUCACUGGCAGCAGUAGGAUUACAACUGCGCAUUCUAUGGACUUGCCUGAGGUGGGAUGACAUGGCGAUGAAACCGCUCACAGCUGACGGAAAGCAUCAAGUCACUACCGAAUCAGAAAUUAUGUCGUUGGAGCUACUACGCCAUAAGCAUAUUGGAAUGUUCAAUGAGAGGCUGCAAUAUCUGCGCAGGAAGGUGGUUAUACCGCUUGAGCUUCCGAAAACUAUACGAGAGGUUCAAUCAAUUCGUUCCGGGUUACGCAAACGAAAGCGUGCAGAAUCACCACAACACACCGAACCACAGGUUUCAGAAGAAUGGAUCGACGAGGACAAGCUGGAACUAUGGGAGAUCAAGCUUUAUGGUGAAAAACAGGAAAAGCUUGCUGCGGCAUCUGCGCAACCAGUGACACGUAACAGCACGGGCAAAUUACCUAUCAGUAAUCGAAACAACGAUCCUUCUUCGGUAUCGUCACCUGCCGGAGGAUUAACAAAGGCAGGCUCCGCUAUCAACAGCAAAGCAUCGCGUGAAGAAAUUAAUGAAAAAAUGGAGCAACAAUUGCGCUUACAGCGAGCGGCACAUAAUCAAAAGAGAGCACUGGAGUUGAAACAGGAAGCAGUAAGUACUCCAAAAGGUGCUGGAAUCAUUCAACGUAAAAUUUUGGUGAAAAAUCCUGACGGAACCACAAAGAUCAUACAGCAAAAUGUCACGACAUCAUCGACAAGCACAGCGACGCAUGCAGCAGGUACAUCGAAGCCGGAUGGCCCACAAAAAGUUCAAAUAAUUCGUGGACCUGAUGGGAAGGUUAGCGUACGUGGAUUGAAUCCCGGACAACAACUGAUUCAAACUCCGGAUGGUAAACUACAUGUACUUAGUAACAAUCCCAACUCACCCAAGCAAAUGAUUACCAAAAUUGGACAAAAAAUUGUUAAAAUGGGCGCUACACCCGCGACGACCAAUUCAACUGCAUCAUCGACGGUCACCAGUGGUGACGGCGUAGCUUCUUCAACCCCUACGCAGCACAUUUUAAACAAAGGAGUUUUGAUGCGUAAUGCAACAACAACCCCAACCGGAGUAUUAUCUCAACCCGUAAAACAGGUUGUACAAAGACAAAUCCUUCAAAAGGUACAAACUCCAAGCUCCUCGACCGUUGGCCAAACUGUGCAGCAGCUUGUUUCCACGACUCCGCAGAAGAUACUUAUCAACAACCAGAACACGUUACAAAAGGUUAUUACUAGUAGUGGCCAUCAGUUGUUAACCACAACCACCCCGGUUCAAAAGGUUGUUACGCAAUCUAACUUACAGCAAUUGCUUCAGGGUACCCAGCCUCAAGGAGGUCAGAAAGUAAUCGUUGAACCGACGGCUGCAGCAGCUGCCGCCGCAGCAGCCACGGGAACGGCGCAAUCGCCAAUGCCAACGCAAAAAGUUCUACUUGCAACAACUCCUGGUCAACCUACGGUUGCUAAGCAGAUCCUGAUUCAAAACACUACCAGCGCAGGAGGAACUCCACAACAGAUUAUAUUUAAUCAUGGGGGACAGAAAAUGGUGCAGCAAAUAGUUGCUACCCCUGGUCAACAAAUAAUGAUUGGUGGCCAACGGAUAAUUUUAAAUAGCGGUCAAAAACUCGUAAGCAAUACCCCAAUACAAAUUCAAACACAACCUGCUGUUGUGUCUAUGUCGGGAGGAGGGCAAUUAACAGCGACAGGAACGAUGCAGCAAAUCCAAAAAGUGCAGCAAAUCGUCACUGCCGCUCAACCAACAGUUGCUACAACAACUAUACAGUCUCAACAGCAGCCGCAGCAAACACAGCAAAUCCAGUUUCAAAUUCAACAGCCGGCAGGCAUUCAAACCGUUACCACAUCACCUCAACAACAGCAACCGACGGUUGUUAGUCAAGCACAAAGCUUGGCCCAGCAACUUUCGAAUGGAAAACUACAGCUGGCUAAUGUGAGUGGGCAACAAGUACUGUUGCGACCAAUCGGUAAUAAUCAAGCGCAUAUUGUUGCACAUAUCAAAUCACAACCGAACGGAACGGCCCAAAUUAUUCCCGUGGGUAACUUAACUGAUCCAACCCAGGCUCAACAGCAACAAUUACAACAACAACAACAACAGCAAAUUAUUCAGCAACAACCAAUUCUCCAACCUGCUGGUGUAGCAGUGCAACAGGUGUUACAAACGACGACAAACAUUAACAAUGCGGUCAUCCAACAGCAACAGCAAAUUAGUAACUCAGUGGAACAGUCGCUGCUGCAAGGUCAACCGCCUGGAACGGUUAUCAAGUGUGUUACAGCGCAAGUCGUGCAAACCGGUCAAGGACCAAGAAUUGUAUUGCAAGGAUUGCAAGGCAGUGACUUCACUCCACAACAGUCCGCUUUAGUGCAGCAUCAAGUCAAGCAACAGUUACUAAAAGCCCAAGAAUCAAACGGUCGGCAAGGUGUGAUUGGUCCAACAAAGAUCUAUCUCGCAAUUCAACCAGCUCAGAACUCUAUAGCGAACGCUAGUGCUGCUGCCAGCCAUCCUCCUCCUCUGACACCGGUGCAAAUUAAACAUGAUAGCGGGGCACCUAUACAGAUUCAUCAUCAAGAUAAUGUCGCGGAACCAAUGAUUGAAUCGGUUGCGAUAGAAGAUAACGCGAGUGUCUCUCUUGCAACUGCCGUGCCAAUUAUAACCGGAUCUAACAACAAUAACUCGAGCGUCGAUGACGGGAAGCCUCGCAUCAUAUCCAAUAUUAUCAUAAAUGGUGCUAAUAAUGCGUCGUUGAUAAAUCCUUUAGUUAAAAAGGAACUAAUACAAAAGGUAAGCAAUAAUCUGAAUAAGCAACAGCAACAACAAAAGUUGCAGGAACAGAAAACAAUGGAAGCAGAAACGGAACCUUCUGAGGAUACAGCCAGACUAUUAAAGGAUGUGGCAAAUGAAACAAAAGCAUUGGAAGGGCAAGAGGGAAAUGAAGGAAAGGAUUCUUUCGUUGUUACACCGGAUUACAUUCAACAAUUGAUAAAUAAUGCUCGCAAACAAGGAAACACCCCAGAGAUAGAGGAAAAGUUGUUGAACUUACAACGCUAUCACGAGAAGCAGACAAAACCAGAAGAUCGUACCGAUCGAACAAUUGCAUUGCAGCAUAAUUAUAGCAAUAUGACUGGUACCCGAAAUGAAUCGCAUAGUAACAACAGCCGGAUUAGAAAGCGUACUACACCACGCGGCGAGGAAGAUGAUGAAGAAUGGCAAAUGGAGACUCCGAAACGGUCUCGACCUUCAAAAAGCGCAACAUCCGCCACUGGUGCAACUGUGACAAGCCCAACUGCCAGCAGUGUUGGCAGCAGGGAAAGGAAGCUGUCCAACAACGAAGCAGCUCAUAUCAGUUCGCCGAGUAGAAAACGUACACCGGGCUCUAGUCACCAGUUGCAUGAAUCGCCAACAACUACGUCGACGAAAUCUUCACCGACAGCUGUUCCAAACGCAUGUCAUAUAUCAACAGACAACAAGUUGGAAUCUCUUUCAUCCGGUCGACACAGAAAUGUCGAUAAACGAAAGCAAACCAUAGCCAUGCCACAAUCAAUAAGCGGGGAAACGCCUCUUGUUGAUGUCGCUGCUGCUUCUGUCUCUGCAAGCACCACAAAUUCCCCGCAGCAAAGCCCUCGUCAAAUCAAAUCGCAGGCACAAUUGAAUCGUCACAAGGAACAGUUAAAGAAAGAUAUUCUCAAGAAACGAUCUCAUCUCGAAAAGGAAUUGCAGGUACAAAUACAAAAGGAACUCUCCGUCGAGCUGCAGUCGGCUUCUAGCACCAUGAAUAUCCGGGCGGCGUCAGCGGCAGGAGGAGGAGGGGUGGUCGCCGCGGCAGGUACGACAGCAUCCACCUCCUUAGUUCUCCAGCAGGAACAAAACACCAAUAUGCUUCAAUCAUCUACGGUCGAGGCGGCUGUGUCUAAUACGGACGGACACGAUGGAAAUGAAAUGCUGUCGCCGCCCGGUCGUGGUAGCCUGAAGCAUGCGACGGAUAAGAGUUCCUCUGCAUCGACCGUAACUACUACUACGAGAAGAAGAACAAUCGCUGCUGCUGGCAAUGCUAGUGCCGGGAAAGAACCUACUGGUGGAAGUGGUGCAUCUGUUACAGUUGCUAGUAGUAAACGGGGCCAAAAACAUUCCUCACCUGCAGCAUCGAAAGCACCUGGCAAUCGAGCAUCGGGCAGUCGCGGUCAAACCAGACGCAAUACGAAGAAAAAUAACAAAGCUCAAACGCAUUGCAUUUGCCAGACGCCUUAUGACGAUUCGAAAUUUUAUGUCGGUUGUGAUCUAUGUAACAACUGGUUCCAUGGCGAUUGCGUUGGGAUUAGUGAGGCAGAAUCGAAAAAAAUCACGGAGUACAUCUGUAGUGAGUGUAAGCAUGCCCGAGAUACACAGGAAUUGUACUGUCUUUGCAGACAACCGUAUGACGAAUCUCAGUUUUACAUCUGCUGUGACAAGUGUCAGGAUUGGUUUCAUGGGCGAUGCGUUGGCAUAUUGCAAUGCGAGGCUAAUAAUAUCGAUGAAUACAGCUGUCCUAACUGCCAUAUGAACAAUUCGAUCAAUUUCGCCAACAUGAAAACACUUAGUCCCAAGGAAUUUGAAAAUCUUAAGAAGCUAAUCAAGCAGAUACAGCAACACAAAAGCGCCUGGCCAUUCAUGGAACCGGUUGACCCGAAUGAGGCACCUGAUUACUAUCGUGUGAUAAAAGAACCGAUGGAUUUGCAAAAAAUUGAAGGUAAAAUUGAUAACAAGAUCUACCAAACAUUGUCCGAGUUUAUUGGUGACAUGACCAAGAUAUUUGACAAUUGUCGAUAUUACAACCCGAAAGAGUCUCCGUUCUUCCGGUGUGCCGAAAGCUUAGAGUCGUUCUUCGUUCAAAAGAUCAAGCAUUUCCGCGAGCAUCUCAUCGAUCACGAGUCUGCUGUGGGCUCUGCUGCUGACAUCGUGCUAACAACAACGGCAACGACAGUCGUCGCUGCAAACGUAAGUCCAACGGCGUAGUCUUGUACCACUUCCAUUCUGUACAACUAUUUGCAGAAUGGAUAGAAAAGAAAAUACUUCUACGUGAAAAUAAGGUAGAUAAGACUAGUU
Molecule: messenger RNA, 9663 nt
Organism: Anopheles nili
Lineage: Eukaryota; Metazoa; Arthropoda; Insecta; Diptera; Culicidae
Gene: E(bx)
Product: nucleosome-remodeling factor subunit NURF301
Exons: 15
Coding region: 1-9573 (3190 amino acids)
Biological process (GO): regulation of transcription by RNA polymerase II
Cellular component (GO): NURF complex
Molecular function (GO): RNA polymerase II cis-regulatory region sequence-specific DNA binding
Source: RefSeq, a predicted model, not a curated record